Molecule: messenger RNA, 3969 nt
Organism: Tetrapisispora phaffii CBS 4417
Lineage: Eukaryota; Fungi; Ascomycota; Saccharomycetes; Saccharomycetales; Saccharomycetaceae
Gene: RPO41
Product: DNA-directed RNA polymerase
Exons: 1
Coding region: 1-3969 (1322 amino acids)
Biological process (GO): mitochondrial transcription
Cellular component (GO): mitochondrial DNA-directed RNA polymerase complex
Molecular function (GO): DNA-directed RNA polymerase activity; mitochondrial promoter sequence-specific DNA binding
Source: RefSeq, a predicted model, not a curated record
AUGCUGACAAAGAGAAGAUGGGUUCUUUCUUCUUUAAAGAGUAGAGUAUUAUGUUUCUCAAAAGAUAGAUUCAUCUCUACAAAGGCUUCUCUUUUACUUAACCAGGCGAAUAAUGCUGAUGUGGCGAAGAUGAAUCAUAUUAAUGGGAAUCCAAAUUUAAAUAUUCGUGAUUUAGGUUUUAUGAAAUCCUCAGACGUGAGUUUGGCUCCAAAUUUUUCACAGUUUGAUAAUUCUCAAAGUUCUGUGAAUUUAGUCUCCUCCCACAAGAGAGACGUCAUGCAACUUUGGUCUCUUUUGGAGGCGUGCUUGCAUUCAAAUUAUAUGGAAAGAGCUUUCUCCAUUUUGAAAUCAUUAUACACAGUUCAACAUCACAGAUCAUAUUUCAUUGAUGAUUAUAAUUUUUAUUUAAUGAAAUUUGUGGAGAAUUGUGGAAGUAUCUCUGAGUUACAGAAAAAAGUGAAAACUGACUUACAAAAACAUUUUCCAGAGACUGAAUAUAAUGAUAAGACAUUAGCGAUAAUGAUCCAUCAUGCGUUAUCAUUCAAAUCGUCAACAGGUAAAUCUAGCGAUGAAGGUGAAAUUGCAAAUGCAAUUAAAACUUAUUUUUUAAUGGGUAACAACGGAUUAAGAAAAAUUGUUUCCUUUGUUGAUGUUUUUACUGUAGAAGAUUACAACAAACUGUAUUCCAAAUACAAUGCUAUCAGCUUAAUGGAUAUACCUCCUGUCAUGAGACCAUUAGUGAAGGAUGAAUCACCUGUAAAUAACGAUCUUGUAAAUACUAUUAUUGGUUCUCAGAGAGAUAAUACACAUAAUUUAGCAUCAGAUGGUAAUGAAACCGCUGAUGAUUCUUCCGCUGUAAAUAUGAAUGCCGAUCAAGAAGUAAUUCCUAAGCUAGAUUUUGAUGCAACGGUUACAACUGUAGACAAAGAUGCAAGUAAACUAGUUGCUGUAGAUACUAUUGGUAUGAAAGUUGUUAGACAUACUCUAUUAGGGUUGACAUUAAAUGAAAAUCAGAAGAAAAAAAUUAAAAGUUUCCAUUUUGAAGCUGAUAAAAAUUUAUUGAACAUUGAUGAACAAAAAACUAUAGAUUUUUAUGAAUUGUCAAAUUCUUUGACAAAUGAAGCAGAACGUGAACGUUUCGAAGACGCUUUAAAUGAAUUUAACCAGGAUAGACAGAGAGCUCUAGAAUUAAGAGCAACAAAUGCUGCAAAGGAACGGUGGAAGUAUGAUUUUGAAGAAGCAAAGGCUAGAGGUGACAUUUCCAUUAAAAAAAAUUUGAAUGUUAAACUAUGGGAGUGGUACACUAAGAUGUUGCCAUAUGUAAAACAAGAAAUUGAAAAAUGUAAGGAAGUUAUGAACUCCACCGAAAAAAAAAGCACAGUAUCUAGACAAAAUAGAUUAAGAAUGGAAUAUGCUCCAUAUUUUACUUUGGUCGACCCUGAAAAAAUGUGUGUAAUUACUAUCCUAGAAUUAUUGAAAUUAAAUUCUACUGGUGGAAUUAUCGAGGGGAUGAGAACAGCUAGGGCUGUCAUUGCCGUAGGCAAGGCUAUAGAAAUGGAAUUCAGAUCUGAACAGCUUUUAAAAAAUGAAUCACACAUUUUUAAGGAAAUUAAGCAAUCUCAAAACUUAAAAAGAUUUGUUAGAAGUGCAAAAUCGAGAUUUAGGUCAAUCAAAAUAGAGCAAUCUAAAAUCAUUUGGUCCCAACCAGCUCGUGCUAAGAUUGGUUCAAUAAUGAUCUCCAAUUUAAUUAAUGUUGCAAAAAUUGAAGUCGGGGGCAUGGAUCCGGUAACCAAAGAAAAAGUUUACGGUGAAGUACCAGCUUUCUCUCAUAGUUAUCAGUAUCAUAAUGGUUUAAAAUUAGGUGUGUUAAAAAUCCAUAAAUCUUUAGUCCAUCAAUUAAACGGUGAAAGAAUGGUAGCUGCUGUACAGCCUCAACUGCUGCCAAUGUUGGUUGCUCCAAGGGAAUGGAAGAACUGGAAAUGCGGUGGUUAUUAUUACACUCAAUCCACUCUAAUUAGAUCUAAAGAUUCACCAGAACAAGUCGCUUAUUUAAAAGCAGUAUCAGAUGCAGGUGCUAUUGAUCGAGUAUACCAUGGCUUAAAUGUCCUAGGAUCCACGCCUUGGACUGUAAAUAGAAAAAUUUUCAAUGUUAUCUCCGAAGUUUGGAAUACAGGGAAACCAUUCUUGGAUAUUCCUGGUAUACAAAAUACCUUAAAUUUAUUACCUCCACCAGCUAAAGAUGCUGAUCCUUCAAUUAUCAGACAAUGGAAAUUAAAAAAUAAGGAUAUAGCAAAUAAAUUUUCGAGUAACAGAUCUGUUAGAUGUGAUUCCAAUUAUAAAUUAGAAAUUGCAAGAGCCUUCCUUGGUGAAAAGAUAUACUUUCCUCAUAACUUGGAUUUCAGAGGCCGUGCCUAUCCUUUAUCUCCUCAUUUUAACCAUUUAGGUAAUGACAUGAGUAGAGGUUUAUUAAUAUUUUGGAGAGGUAAACAACUAGGCGCAUCCGGGCUAAAAUGGCUCAAAGUCCAUUUAUCUAACCUGUAUGGUUUUGACAAGGCUUCAUUAGAAGACCGUGUGCGUUUUGCUGAAGAAAAUAUGGAAAACAUUAAAGAUUCAGCAGAGAAUCCAUUGAAUGGGAAAGGAUGGUGGAAGUCCGCUGAUAAACCUUGGCAAGCGCUUUCGACAUGUAUUGAAUUAAAUGAGGCUUUCAAGUUGGAAAACCCAGAAGAUUUCAUUUCUCAUCAACCUGUCCAUCAAGAUGGUACUUGUAAUGGUUUGCAACAUUAUGCUGCUCUGGGUGGUGACUGUGAAGGUGCAAAACAAGUUAAUUUGAAACCUAGUGAUAAACCAAUGGAUGUUUACAAAUAUGUUGCCAAUUUAGUAGUCGAAAGAUUAAAGAAGGAGGCAGCUGGGGGGGAUGAGAAAGCUAAAGUGUUACAAGAUAAAAUCACUAGAAAAGUGGUAAAACAGACAGUAAUGACAAAUGUCUACGGUGUAACAUAUGUCGGUGCAACCUUUCAAAUAGACAAACAGCUUUCAGACGUUUUUGAAAAUCGUAACCAAUCCUUAGAAUUAUCGAAGUAUUUAACUAGACACGUUUUUAUGGCAAUCCGUGAAUUGUUUCAUGGUGCACAUCUAAUUCAAGAUUGGUUAGGGGAAUGUUCUAAUAAAAUCUCAAGAUCAAUUAGACUAGACGUUAAUGAAAAAUCAUUCAAAAAUCAAAACAAACCUGAUUUUAUGUCAUCAGUUAUCUGGACAACACCUUUAGGUCUGCCAAUCGUUCAACCUUAUCGUGAAGGCAGUAAAAAGCAAGUGAGAACAAACCUUCAAACGGUAUUUAUUAGUGAUCCUUUUUCUAUCAAUCCUGUUAAUGCUAGAAGACAAAAGGCAGGUUUCCCACCAAAUUUUAUUCAUUCAUUAGAUGCGUCUCAUAUGUUAUUAUCAGCUUCUGCAUGUGGUGAGAAAGGUUUAGAUUUUGCGUCUGUUCAUGAUUCAUAUUGGACCCAUGCUUGCGACAUUGAUAUUAUGAAUAAAGCUUUAAGAGACCAAUUUGUUGCAUUGCAUGAGGUAGAUUUAAUUCAAAGAUUAAAGAAUGAAUUUGAUGAACGUUACAAGAAUUAUGUUCAAGUGACUAAUAUAGAUCGUUCAUCUGAUCUUGCCAAAAGAAUCAUCCAGGUCCGCGCGCAACUAUCCGAAGAGCUUGGUCAUUCAUGUACAUUGGCAGAUGAAAUACAACAUGAAAGAACUCGUCAAGAAUUGUUAAACUCAGAUAAUCCAGAAGACAAAAAAAAAGGUGAAGAAAUGGUCACAAGUGUUUCAUUAACAAGUGAUCACAUUACUGCAGUUAAAGAAGUUAAAGCUAGCGCAUAUGGUUCAAUGCCAAUCAUUAUUCCAUUAAAGUUGCCACCAAUUCCUCCUAAAGGAAACUUCGAUGUCCAAGAAACUAAAGAAAGUUUAUAUUUCUUUUCAUGA